Acanthochromis polyacanthus (spiny chromis) is the source of this 1803-nucleotide messenger RNA. RefSeq names its product purinergic receptor P2Y2, tandem duplicate 1 (gene p2ry2.1). The coding region runs from base 1 to 1038 and encodes 345 amino acids. The record is from RefSeq and is a predicted model, not a curated record. The transcript has 4 exons. Gene Ontology annotation, biological process: G protein-coupled receptor signaling pathway. Gene Ontology annotation, cellular component: plasma membrane. NCBI's taxonomy places the organism in Eukaryota, Metazoa, Chordata, Actinopteri, Pomacentridae. Gene Ontology annotation, molecular function: G protein-coupled UTP receptor activity; A1 adenosine receptor binding.
AUGGCCACCUUUGACGUUGAUGGGACCAACCGAACUAACCUCUCCUUCUACUGUGAAUUUAAUGAACAGUUAAAGUUCAUUCUCCUUCCUGUCAGCUACGCCCUGGUCUUUGUGAUCGGCCUGGCGCUGAAUGCCACAGCGCUGUACGUGAUCGUGUUCCGCACAAAACGCUGGAAGCCGUCCACUAUCUAUAUGUUCAACCUGACGAUGUGUGACACACUCUACAUCUUCACUCUGCCCUUCCUCAUCUACUACUACGCCGAUGAGAACGACUGGCCGUUCAGUGAACCCUUCUGCAAGGUCAUACGCUUCCUGUUUUACGCCAACUUAUAUGGUUCCAUUCUGUUCCUGUGCUGUAUCAGUCUCCAUCGGUUCAUCGGCAUCUGUUAUCCAGUUCGCUCCCUCAAAUGGUUCAGUGCUCGUCGUGCCAGGCUGAUAUCUGUGGCAGUGUGGGCCUGUGUUUUAUUCUGCCAGGCACCUGUGCUCUACUUUUCAAGAACUAGAGACACGGACACUGAGCGACUCUGCUACGACACCACCAGCCCGGAGCUUUUCGAUGACUUCCUGGUGUACAGCUCAGUGGUGUCAGUGCUCAUGUUUGUGCUGCCCUUCAUGGUGGUGAUGGUGUGCUACGGCCUCAUGGUGAAAAAGCUCCUCGAGCCUUCCUGGAGCUCUGAAGGGAGAGCAGCAGGCAAUAGGAGAGGCCCAGCAACGUCCAAGCAGAAAUCGGUGAAGAUGAUCAUCAUUGUGUUGGCAGCCUUCAUGCUCUGUUUCCUCCCUUUCCACCUCACCAGGAGCCUUUACUACUCCUUUAGGUACCUGAGGCAAGUCGAUCCAGCACAGAUUAGCUGUAGCUUGUUGGAGGCCUCCAGUGUGGCCUACAAGGUGACACGACCUUUGGCCAGCGCUAACAGCUGUGUGGAUCCCAUCCUUUACUUCCUAGCUGGGCAGGAUGCCCGCAGUAAUCUUGCCAGGAAGUGCAAACUGUCUCCACCGAAACCAAGAAGUGUGAGCCACUGCUUGACAACACAACUCUGAUCGAUUAGUUGAAACUAUCUCAGUGGAAAAGCAAGUUUUGGGGAUAAAUAAUGCCUCAAGAGAGAACUUUUCAAUCCAAAAUGUUUGCCAGCUGUCUCCUGAGCAAACACAGGACUUCUGUUUGAAGAACCAUGUGCGCUUUCCUGAAAGAAUUAUACUUUACAUAUUGUUCCUCGUGUUUUUAUCAAGUGUGUUGGGAAUGACAGAUUCUGCACCUUUAUAUGUUUUAUUUACAAAUUUCACUGAGACCAAAUUAAAAGGAAAUACUUUGGAACUUUCUCACUAUCACUCAAGGCCUUUCAGAAUGCACUCAUGAUGAUGAAGGUUAUAAAAGAACUUCUAAAUCAUGCUUAGGUCUUUAAAUCAUUAAACGAUAUGUAACAUUGUGUUUUUAUGUUUGAAAAGAAAACUUAUAUUGUAUUGACAGCACUAAACUAGUCCGUGCUUCACAGCUGUGAGUUAUUUUCAUUUUUUUGUAGUAAUUUUACUGGACAACUCCUCCAAGUGAUGUUUGUGUAUCUGGAACAAAUGGUUUUUCCUUAGCUCAGUGUCCUCUGAGCUACAUACUGGAAAAACAUGUCUGUGUUCCCUUCAGGGUUCAACCACACUGUGGUUUUUUAAAGACUCCUGGAAUAGUGUGGGUGUCACUUUGAGCAACAAAAUGUGAAGGAAGUUAAAAUGAUGCUAUAACAAACUAAUUUUGACUGCACGGUUGUGGUGAUACUUUCCUUUGCGUCACGUGAAGUGUUCUUAGAUGCCAUAAUA